AUGCGCCCAAAAAGCCGGAAUGAUUUUGCGAUUGCGAUUAUCUGCGCCCUUCCCCUUGAGGCUGAUGCCGUUGAAGCCCUCUUUGAUGAAACGUACGAUCGGUUAGGCAAACACUAUGGCAAACAACCAGGCGAUGUGAAUGUGUAUAUCAAUGGAAGAAUUGGCAGGCAUCAUGUGGUCCUGUGCUACUUGCCAGGCAUGGGAAAAGGAAGCGCCGCAAGUGUUGCCUCAAGCCUACAGGUCAGCUACACUGGCAUCCAGCUCGCUUUAGUUGUUGGCAUCUGUGGUGGUGCUCCACCACCACCGAAGUAUGAUGAGAUAUUCUUCAGUGAUAUUAUCAUCAGUGACACUGUGAUGGAAUACGACUUUGGCCGACAAUACCCUGGCGGUUUCCAACGAAAGACUGGUGUCAAGGACACACUUGGCAGGCCAGAUCGAGAAAUUCGGACUCUCCUUAAGAGCCUUCAGGCUUACAAUUCCCGCAUUGAAUUUCAGAACCAGGUACUCCAGUAUCUUCACACACUUCAGCAAGCGGGGACAAGGUGGCAACAUCCUGAUGUUGAUGAUGUUCUUUUCAAGGCUUCUUAUCUUCACAAGCAUCAUGGGGAGACUUCUUCUGUCAAAUGUUGCUGUUUGGAGAGUAAUGUACUGGAUAGUAUUUGCCAUGACGCCUUGGAGAAAAAUUGCAAAGAUCUUAGAUGUGACAAUGAUCAAGUAAUUCGUCGUCGAGAGCCCAUCAAGGCAGCUAAUAUCUCUGUACAUAUUGGAACGAUCGGCUCGGCUGAUAAAGUGAUGAAAUCAGGACAACACCGUGAUGCCAUAAGCAGAAAGGAGGAGAUCAUUGGGUUUGAGAUGGAGGGGGCAGGAGUGUGGGAUAAUGCUCCAUGUGUUGUUAUCAAAGGUGUGUGUGACUAUGCAGACAGCCACAAGAGCAAAGCAUGGCAAGCAUAUGCAGCAGCAACUGGAGCCUCAGCGGCAAAAGCUUUCUUGGAGUACUGGAGGCCUGUAAACCAUGAAGAUGCGAGCAAAAACCGUCACUUAAUGAUUCCCUUUGGAAGAAAUCCACGUUUUGUGGGCCGCCACGAUGAAAACCAUAAAUUAGAGGAUUUGAUCUCCAUGCCUGACGGAGCAAAAAAGAUUGCCAUUACUGGGCUAGGAGGAGUUGGGAAGACACAGGCUGUUGAGCAGGCCUUCAGAGGAAUUGCACAGGUGAUAGGGAUCCAAGAUGUGAAGCCAGCGGAGAUUAAAGAGUGUAUCAAGGCUUACUUUAGCCAAAUAGACAGGAAGUGGCUUCUGAUCUUCGACAACGCGGAUGAUUUGGACAUGUGGAUGAAAGGCAGCAGUACAGCCUCAGCAUUAAAGGACUUCCUUCCUUAUAACACCCAAGGUCAUAUUAUCUUCACCACUCGCAAUCGAAAGUUAGCCGUGAAACUGGCAUCGUCUGAUGUGGUACAUGUUCGCGAACUCGAUGAAAAGGCUGGCAUGGAAUAUCUGGAAAGGUCCCUGAUUGAAGAAAGCCUGCUUCACAAUCAUCAUGCUAUGAUUACCCUUCUUGAACAGCUUACCUUCCUUCCAUUAGCUGUUACCCAAGCUGCAGCAUACAUGAACGGAAACGGGAUAGGAGUGUCUGAUUAUUUGCUGCUUCUUCAAGAACAGGAGGCAGAUGUUGUGGAGCUACUAAGUGAGGAUUUUGGUGAUGAUGGACGCUACAAGGAUGCCCAGAACCCAGUAGCCAUAACAUGGCUGAUAUCCUUUUAUCAGAUUCAGAAACUUGAUAAACUUGCUUCUGACUAUCUAUCACACAUGGCUUGUGUUGAUCCACGCAAUAUCCCGGAAUCCUUCCUUCCACAGCCGACAUCAAAAAAGAAAAUGAUUGACGCUCUUGGGCUUCUAAGUGCAUAUUCUUUCAUUACUAUUCAACCUGGAAAUGGGUCCAUAACUCUACAUCGCCUGGUGCAUCUGGCAACUCGGAACUGGAUGAAAAAGGCAGAUCAAUUUACACUCUAUAUAAGAAAAACAGCAGACCGAUUGAGCGAGACAUUCCCCCAUAAUGAUCAUACCAACCGACAGCUGUGGAGGGAAUACCUGCCCCAUGCGCUAUUUUUAUUGGGGGCAAAUGAGUUUCAAGAAAAUCAAGAGCAGUAUGUUGACUACAUAGAGAAUGUGGGGACCUGCUUGGAUAGCGAUGGGAGAUACAAAGAAGCAGAAAAGCUGUUAGUGCAGGUGAUGGAGAUCCGAAAACAGGUGCUAGGACCAGAGCAUCCUUCCAUUCUGACCAGCAUGGCCAACCUCGCAUCAACAUACCGGAACCAAGGACGAUGGAAGGAGGCAGAAGAGCUACAGCUGCAGGUGAUGGAGACCUGGAAACAGGUGCUAGGGCCAGAGCAUCCCUCCACUCUGACCAGCAUGGCCAACCUCGCAUCAACAUACCGAGACCAAGGACGAUGGAAGGAGGCAGAAGAGCUGUUCUUGCAGGGGAUGGAGACCUUGAAACAGGUGCUAGGGCCAGAGCAUCCCUCCACUCUGACCAGAAUGGCCAACCUCACAUCAACAUACUGGAAUCAAGGACAAGGACGAUGGAAGGAGGCAGAAGAGCUGCUCAUGCAGGUGAUGGAGACCUGGAAACAGGUGCUAGGGCCAGAGCAUCCUGAUACUCUGAACGGCAUGCACAACCUCGCAUCAACAUACUGGAAUCAAGGACGAUGGAAGGAGGCAGAAGAGCUGUUCUUGCAGGUGAUCAAGACCCGAAAACAGGUGCUGGGGCCAGAGCAUCCUGAUACUCUGACCAGCAUGCACAACCUUGUCACGGGCUCGGAAUAG
Messenger RNA from Aspergillus chevalieri, 2820 nucleotides. RefSeq lists its product as uncharacterized. NCBI's taxonomy places the organism in Eukaryota, Fungi, Ascomycota, Eurotiomycetes, Eurotiales, Aspergillaceae. Gene Ontology annotation, biological process: nucleoside metabolic process. The record is from RefSeq and is a predicted model, not a curated record. Bases 1 to 2820 code for a protein of 939 amino acids. The transcript is spliced from 3 exons. Gene Ontology annotation, molecular function: catalytic activity; protein binding.